Molecule: messenger RNA, 2170 nt
Organism: Microplitis mediator
Lineage: Eukaryota; Metazoa; Arthropoda; Insecta; Hymenoptera; Braconidae
Gene: HisRS
Product: histidine--tRNA ligase
Exons: 5
Coding region: 165-1991 (608 amino acids)
Biological process (GO): mitochondrial translation; histidyl-tRNA aminoacylation
Cellular component (GO): mitochondrion; cytoplasm
Molecular function (GO): histidine-tRNA ligase activity; ATP binding
Source: RefSeq, a predicted model, not a curated record
AUACCCCAGACCAGACCUUUUUCUUUCACAUUUUCUCAGAAAUUUAUCCAAAUACCAAACACACAAACACAAUACACACACACACACAAAGAUUUAAAUCGUAGCAAUUGAUAAUUGGUCCUGGCUGUGGCAUGACAUCACAGUAACACAUCAAGCAAAACCACAUGGUCCACACUAUGGAUGACGAAACUCACAUGGACUUGCAGGAUCAAAUUAAGCAACAGGGCGAUCUCGUUAGAAAAUUAAAAUCCGCUAAAGCAGACAGUACUCAGGGCUCCGGAAAUUCAAAUUUAAAUUCAAAACUCCACGAUAUUAAUUUAAAAUUAUCUAGAGUAAGUUUCAUUGGUGGCUGGUCUCCUUGUAAUCAAGAUAUUAAAUUAUUUAAUAAAUUUAAUUCAUUAUUUACUAACAAUAAUAAUAAUACUGAUCGCUGGCCGCAUAUUAAACGUUGGCUUGUCAACAUAAAAAGUUAUUCAGCCGCUGAAAGCUCAAAAUUUCCCAUAGUCAAUGACACUAAUGAUCCUCUGAUAGAAUUAGCCGUCAGUAUUUGCUCAGAUGUCAUCACUUCUGAUGGUCAUCUUGACCAGAAGAUCAAUGAGGAAGUUGCCAAGUUGCUGGAACUCAAAGCGAAGCUCGGAGAUGGAGAUGCUGGCCCCCAAAAAUUCACGCUCAAGACACCCAAGGGCACGAGGGAUUACGGUCCAGAGCAAAUGGCUUUGAGGCUCGGGGUUUUAGAUAAAAUCGUUGAUGUAUUCAAGCGUCAUGGUGCUGAGACCAUCGACACUCCGAUAUUUGAACUGAAAGAAGUACUGACAGGCAAAUACGGAGAAGAUUCAAAAUUAAUAUACGACUUAAAAGAUCAAGGCGGUGAAAUUUUAGCCUUGAGAUAUGACUUGACGGUACCGUUUGCUCGUUACUUAGCGAUGAGUAAAAUAACAAACAUUAAAAGAUAUCAUAUUGCUAAAGUUUACCGGCGUGACAACCCGGCAAUGACCAAAGGACGUUAUCGUGAAUUUUAUCAGUGUGAUUUUGACAUUGCCGGUCAAUAUGACCCGAUGUUGCCAGACGCUGAGUGUGUAAGAAUAGUCUCUGAGGCGCUCACUGCUCUAGACAUUGGAGCGUUUGUCAUAAAACUUAAUCACCGGUGUCUCCUGGACGGGAUUUUCGCAGCUUGCGGUGUGCCCGCUGAUAAAUUCCGUACGAUAUGCUCGUCGGUUGAUAAACUGGACAAAAGUCCGUGGGAAGACGUCCGCAAGGAGAUGAUUGAGGAGAAGCAAUUGGACGGAGAGAUUGCUGACAAAAUUGGCGGAUAUGUUUCUAAACGUGGAGACGCCAAACUUAUCGAAGAGCUCCGACAGGAUGAGCUUUUAAUUAAACAACCAGCUGCUAAACAGGGUCUCGAUGCUAUGGAGUUGUUGCUUAAAUACUGCGAUCUAUUUAAAGUUUCUGAUAAAGUUAUCUUUGACUUGAGUUUAGCACGUGGACUAGAUUAUUAUACUGGAGUUAUUUACGAAGCUGUUUUAACUGACAGUGAAGUAGGAAGUGUAGCAGGUGGUGGCCGUUACGACAAUCUCGUAGGCAUGUUUGACGCGAAAAAGAAAAACGUACCUUGUGUAGGAGUUUCUUUGGGCGUCGAAAGAAUAUUUAGUGUCCUAGAGAAUCGUUUAGCUGAGAAAGGGCAGAAAACCCGGACCACCCAAGUUCAGGUCUUUGUGGCAGCAGCUCAGAAAAAUUUACACGAAGAGCGAAUGCGCAUUCUCGUAGAGCUCUGGGACGCAGGACUCAAUGCCGAGCAGUCGUACAAAAAAAGCCCGAAGAUCCUGGCCCAGCUCCAGCACUGCGAAGACAACGGCAUACCCUUGGCUAUUAUUAUCGGGGAGAAAGAGCUCGCACGUGGUGAAGUCACUCUCAGAGAAGUCGGUACCAGAGCUGAGCAUUCCGUCCCUCGUGCGAAUCUCGUCCAGGAGAUUAAAAAACAUCUAGCUAAAUAAGUUUCUGCAGUAAAAUUUUUCAUGCAUUUUUUUUUUCUUAAUAAUUUUUUAAAUAAAAUAAAAAAUAACCGGGACACUAGAAUAAAAUGGAACUAGAAAAUUUAUUACUAACAUAAUUUAUUUUGUCACAAACUUUUUUAAAAUAAAAAGUUACCGCAAAAAUAAUAAUUAAUUUUUUA